AUGGCUGUUUGCAUUGCAGUUAUAUCGAAUUCCAAUAGGCCUUUGUAUCUUAAGACAUCACCAUGUGCUGACCCAUUAUUUUAUCAUUUUAAAGUUCACGCAGCACUUGAUGUCAUUGAAGAAAAGAUGGGCAAAUUCGGCAGUAUUUCAAGAGGCUCUCACAAUCGAGAAAAUGCAGAACAAUAUCUUGGUCUUCUUUACCCAACUGAGGAUCAUAGGCUGUAUGGAUACGUCACAAAUACCAGAACAAAAUUUGUUAUUGUUCAGGAAGUUCGUGCCCCAGUGACGAAUCCUCCAUCUGUCUCUGCAUCACCACGCUCUGCUUCCCCUAUUCCAAUCGCUUCUUCGAAUUCUAUGAAUUCAUCUCUCCAAAGCACAGGUGCAACGGGUUUCACUUCAGCUGGCGUAACCGGGAUUUUCACCGUUCAUAGGGAUAAUGAAGUUAGAACAAUGUUCCAGAAAUUGCACACUGCCUAUGUUGAAUUAGUAUCAUCUCCUUUUUACACACCAGGAAGUCAGAUCCUACCGGAAUCUGGCCUGGCUGCUGCCAAGCGUUUCGAAAUACUAGUUGACUCUUUACUCACAGAGGUUGCCCAGCCUACUCCAUACGGAUCUUCCUCAUUAAGCAUGCUUUCUCCUAUAAUUGGAGAGGCGGAUUCCAAUCAACAGCUUGUGGUAUGA
Messenger RNA from Protopolystoma xenopodis, 681 nucleotides. NCBI's taxonomy places the organism in Eukaryota, Metazoa, Platyhelminthes, Monogenea, Polystomatidea, Polystomatidae. The record is from the annotation of a GenBank genome assembly.